CAACAAAUUCUUUCUCGUGUAGUGGUAGAGGAGUACAUGUACACCACAACACCGUACCGUGGUAGUUACAUCAGGUACACACGCGCCCCGCUCCGUUCGCCUACCACCCACGAUUCCAAGGAGAAGCAGCGCAGCGCAGCGCGUGUAACCAAUGGAGUCGUCGUCGCGGGGGAAGCCCGGCCUCAACGGCAGCGGCGGCGGCGGCCUGGACUACUACGGCAGCCGCAGGGGCUACUACGCGGGCGCCGGCGCCGGCGGAGCGGUGCUGCCGCCGCUGGCGGGGGCGGCUGCGAGGGCGCCGCCCGUGGACCCGUGCUGCGUGGCGCUGCGGGUGUUCGUCCUGGCGGCGACGCUGGUGGCCGCCGUCGUGAUGGCCGCGGACCGCCAGAGCACCACCGUCCAGGCCGCCGGCGGCGGCGGGGAGCUGCUGCAGCGGGUGCCCGUCACGGCCAAGUGGACCUACUCCUCCGCCUUCGUGUACCUGGUGGUGGCGAACACGAUGGUGUUCGCGUUCUGCGCGGCGGCGCUGGCGGCGUGCCGGAGGCGGAGCGCGGUGGUGCCGGUGAUGGUGGGGGACCUGGUGGCGCUGGCGCUGCUCUUCUCGGCGGUGGGGGCGGCGGCGCAGUUCGGCCUCCUCGGGGAGCGCGGCAACGCGCACGUGCGGUGGGCCAAGGUGUGCGACGUCUACGGCCGGUUCUGCGAGCGCGCCAUGGCCGCCGUCGCGGUGUCCCUCAUCGCCGCCUUCGCCGACCUCGUCCUCCUCAUGCUGAACAUCCUCACCAUCCACAAGGCCUCCUCCUACUACUAGAUGAAUCCACUCCAUGGAUUUUGUGUGAUCAAAUUAACUGAUGAUUGUAUUACAAUUAGUUUUCAACAGAGGCAGCGGUGAACAUAUCAUCAUUUACCAGUGACUGAUGACGGUCCGUGCAUGGCGUGUGAGAUGAUGUAUGCAGUCUUAUAAUUUAACAGUUGACAUGGUAUACUGGAGUAUAA
This is a messenger RNA of Oryza brachyantha (malo sina), 993 nucleotides long. RefSeq names its product CASP-like protein 1E1. Lineage: Eukaryota; Viridiplantae; Streptophyta; Magnoliopsida; Poales; Poaceae. The transcript is spliced from 2 exons. The record is from RefSeq and is a predicted model, not a curated record. Bases 152 to 808 code for a protein of 218 amino acids.